AUGGCCGACGCCCCUGAGCUGGCAGCCGGCGCACGCAAGGUGUUGGCCGAUGAGGUGGCUGCCCCAUUCCGGGAGGAGAUUCGCAAGGCCGUCGCCGAUAUGGGUGGAGUCGGACCAAAGCUGGUCGGAUUUUUGGCCAACGCCGACCCUGCGGCGAAGAAGUACGCCGAGUGGACAGGGAAGGCGAUGACCGCGGACAACCUUCGCUUUGAGCUGAGGCAGGUCGAGGAAGGAAGCCUGGAGGAUGAGCUCGAGAAGGCGAACAAGGAGCCCGAUGUCGAUGGCAUCAUGAUUUACUACCCCGUCUUCGGACAGAGGCCUAGCUUCCACGGCGGAUCCCACGACGACUACUUGCGUGACACCGUGUCUCCAUACAAGGAUGCAGAGGGGCUGAACCACUUCUACCGACGGGCGCUCUACCGGAAUAAGCGCUCUGUUGACUCGGCGGGAUCGAAGAAGUGCGUGCUCCCGUGUACGCCACUUGCAGUG
Symbiodinium sp. CCMP2456 is the source of this 489-nucleotide messenger RNA. NCBI's taxonomy places the organism in Eukaryota, Dinophyceae, Suessiales, Symbiodiniaceae. The record is from the annotation of a GenBank genome assembly.